This is a messenger RNA of Phragmites australis (common reed), 4611 nucleotides long. Its product is annotated as lysine-specific demethylase JMJ705-like. The transcript has 7 exons. Gene Ontology annotation, cellular component: nucleus. Gene Ontology annotation, biological process: chromatin remodeling. Gene Ontology annotation, molecular function: histone H3K4me/H3K4me2/H3K4me3 demethylase activity. The record is from RefSeq and is a predicted model, not a curated record. NCBI's taxonomy places the organism in Eukaryota, Viridiplantae, Streptophyta, Magnoliopsida, Poales, Poaceae. Bases 304 to 4278 code for a protein of 1324 amino acids.
CGUCCCCUAAACCGCCAGGUCGUCUGAUCAUUGAGAGGUGUGACAAAAAGAAGCAGCAGCAGAAAACUGUCCGCAAGUGCAAAGAGCAAACCGCACCCCUGCACUGUACCGGCGACACUGCAGCACCACUCCGCGAGCGCCGAGCGCCACCACCAACUGCACAGCAGCGGUUGCAGUAAAGCACACACACGCACGCUCCCCUGCCCUUCCCCUCCCAAACCCCUCUUCCCCUUCUCCGCUCCGACCGAAUGCGCGAGUAACGCGCCGCACGCGAGAUCGAUCCCCUACCCGACGGCCGACGCCAUGCCGUCCCCUCCCGGGGAGCUGGUGCCCCCGUGGCUCAAGUCCCUACCCAUGGCGCCCGAGUUCCGCCCCACCGCGGCCGAGUUCGCCGACCCCGUCGCCUACCUCCUCAAGAUCGAGCCCGCCGCCGCGCCCUUCGGCAUCUGCAAGGUCGUGCCGCCGCACCCGCCGCCGCCCAAGCGGACCACGCUCUCCAAUCUCUCCCGCUCCUUCGCUGCGCUCCACCCGGACGACCCCACCCCGACGUUCCCCACCCGCCACCAGCAGCUCGGCCUCUGCCCGCGCAGCCCGCGCCCGGCGCUCAAGCCCGUCUGGCUCUCCUCGCACCGCUACACGCUCCCGCAGUUCGAGACCAAGGCUGCGGUGGCCCGGAAGGCACUGCUCGCCCGUCUCAACGUCUCCGCCUCCAAGCAGCUCUCGCCGCUCGACAUCGAUGCGCUCUUCUGGCGCGCUGCGGCCGACCGUCCCGUCGCCGUUGAGUACGCCAGCGACAUGCCCGGCUCGGGGUUCGCCCCCUGCGCCGGCCUUCCGACGCACCAGCCCGCGGCAGCGGCCGCGGCGCAGGUGAACGUGGGCGAGACUGCGUGGAACAUGCGCGGCGUGACCAGGAGCCCCGGCUCGCUGCUGCGGUUCAUGCGGGAAGAUGUCCCCGGGGUCACCUCGCCGAUGCUAUACGUCGCCAUGAUGUUCAGUUGGUUCGCGUGGCACGUUGAGGACCACGACCUGCACAGCCUCAAUUACAUGCAUUCCGGUGCCCCUAAGACGUGGUACGGGGUGCCGCGCGACGCUGCGCUCGCGUUCGAGGAGGUGGUGCGCGUCCACGGCUACAGCGGGGAGGUGAACUCCUUAGAAACCUUUGCAAUGCUGGGGGACAAGACGACGGUGAUGUCCCCUGAAGUGCUCGUGGACUCCGGGAUUCCCUGCUGCAGAUUGGUGCAGAAAUCAGGGGAGUUCGUGGUCACUUUUCCUGGAUCAUAUCACUGUGGUUUCAGCCACGGAUUCAACUGUGGGGAAGCAUCAAAUAUAGCUACUCCUGAAUGGUUGAGAGUCGCGAAAGAGGCAGCAGUCCGCAGAGCCUCAAUCAAUCGUCCUCCCAUGGUUUCGCACUAUCAAUUGCUCUAUGAACUUGCACUGUCAAUGUGCUUGAGGGAUCCGUCCAGUGGAGCUAUGGAACCACGAAGCUCUAGACUGAAGGAGAAGAAGAAAGUUGAAGGGGAACAGUUGGUCAAAAAGAUAUUUGUCCGAAAUGUUAUUGAAGACAAUAAACUGCUUAGUCAUUUUCUGAGUGAUGGGUCUUCUUGCAUUAUUCUUCCAACAAAUGCCCAUGAUGGUCCUGUACUAUCAACUUUACUCUCAAAAUCUCAGUCAAAAACUAAAUCCAGGAUAUCGGAUGGCGUAUGCAGUAACGGAGAAGCACCGAAAGACUCAGGAUGCUUACCACCGAAUGGGGCACUUGAUAAGAAUGGGGCAUUGUCUUCAUCCAAAGAAAGUUCAUUAUCAGUCUGCUCAGGAAAGAAGUUCCCACCUACAUGUAUGGAUGACCGUGUAAACAUGUCUAGCUCGUCAGAUGCACAUAAUGCAGAAAAUGAUAAGGGGGAUAUAACCAGUGUUGCUGGCCUUUUAGAUCAGGGUUUAUUAUCCUGUGUCACUUGUGGGAUUUUGAGUUUUUCAUGUGUGGCUGUGAUCAAACCAAGGGAGUGUGCAGCAAAAUGGUUGAUGUCUGCUGAUUAUAAUUUGAUCAAUAAUCAACUUGUUGGUUCUGGAGAAAGUCACCUGGCAGAUGCAUUAAGAAGUGUGAGCACAAGUAAUGGCAUAUUACGAUCAGAUUUUGAACUGAAUGGCGAAAAAAUAAUUUCUGAUGCUGCACCUCUCAAUAGGAACUCUGCUCUUGAUCUUUUGGUAUCUGCUUAUGGAGAUCAAUCAGAUUCUGAUGAAGAUGUUCUGAACAAAAAAAAUCAGACCUGUAAUGACUCCAAUGAAUUAUUGAGUCACAUGACUGAAUCACAACCCAAUAGCUCAAGUAAUGUUGAUUGCGAUGGAACAAAGGUGUCCUCAAGUAGCAAAGAAUGCCAACAAAGACCAUCUUCCCAGAGCUCACAGUGUAUUGGUAGCACAAAUACCUUGAAUGGACUAAUAGGUGUUCGCACAAGAAAUAAGUAUCAACUUAAGAUGGUGCUUUCUGAAGGUUUUCAACCAAAAGAUAUGUAUUCCUCAAUGCAAAAGAAGGUUCAAUCUGAACCAUCAAGCUCAAACAAGACUUCAGUGGAACCACAUCGGGGCACAGAUUACGGUGCUAGUUGUAACAGUACUGCAAUCUCUAUGGAUGGUAACAAAAACUUUACAAUUAUGAUGAACAACUUAGCUACAUCGAUUGUGAAAUUUGAUAAGGAUUCAUCAAGAAUGCAUGUAUUUUGUCUUGAACAUGCUAUCGAGGUUGAGAAGCAACUUCAAACUAUUGGUGGUGCACAUAUUGUUCUUUUAUGUCGUCCAGAAUAUCCCAAAAUAGAAGCAGAAGCAAGAUUGCUGGCUGAAGAAAUGGAGGUUGAGUAUGAUUGGAAGGACAUUCAUUUUAAAGAGGCCAGCAUGGAGGACAAGGAGAAGAUACAGGAAGUAGUGCAAGAUGAGGAAGCAAUACCAACAAAUAGUGAUUGGGCUGUAAAACUGGGUAUUAACCUUUACUAUAGUGCUAAUCUUGCUAAGUCUCCUUUAUACAACAAGCAAUUGCCGUACAACAGAGUUAUCUAUAUGGCAUUUGGCUGCAAUUCUCCCAAUAACUCACCGGUAAAGCUGAAGACUUAUGCCAGAAGACAGGGCAGGCAGAAGAAAGUAGUCUUGGCUGGGCGGUGGUGCGGGAAAGUAUGGAUGUCAAACCAGGUCCAUCCUUACUUGGCUCACAGAAUCGAACGUCAUGAGCCAGAAGAAACAAGCAAGAGGGAGAAAGAACCUGUGGAGAAACUAGAAGCUGAACCAGUUGACGAUUCAAGUAGAGAGGCAGUCUCCACAAGAAAGAGUGGCAGCAGAGCAGUUGUAGAACAAACAAGCAAGAGGGAGAAAAAACCUGUGGAGAAAGCAAACACCAAGAAGCCAAAACAUAGUGAAGAGGACAAUUUCAAAGCAUUAGAAGGUGCUUCAGAAGCCUGCUCCCCCUCACCAGCUGGGAUGGUACUCCGUAGUAGUUCUAGGAUUGCCAAUAGGAAAAACAAGCUGAAAUUAAAGAUGGAAGAAGGGGAAAAUGGUCCAGCUAGCCAUCCAAAGUCAAAGCUGAAAUUAAAGAUGGAAGAAGGGGAAAAUGGUCCAGCUACCCAUCCAAAGUCAAAGGUUAAAGAGGACAAUGAUGAUCCUGCUAGCCAUUCGACAUCAAGAUCACUAAGUCAGAAGACUAAAGUAGAUGUGAAGAAGCAAAUGAAGAAAACUAGAGGAGAAAAGCGAAGGGCUCCAAGUCCAACUGCUCUAAAGGAUGAAGAAGAGCAACCAUCUGAUGUCAAGGGAUGUUCUACGAGUUCUGUCACAAAACAGCAGCUGUCUUCACGUAAGCAGAAGAUUGAAGUAGAAGCAAAGCAGGAGAUGAAGAGAGAAAAGAGAAGUGCUCCAUGUGCUCCAGAGCAUGAAGAAGAGUACAGAUGCGAUAUCGAGAGCUGUUCUAUGAGUUUUGGCACAAAACAGGAGCUGUCUUUGCAUAAACGGGAUAUAUGCCCGGUAAAGGGCUGUCGCAAGAAGUUCUUCUCGCACAAGUAUCUGCUGCAGCACCGUAAGGUUCACACUGAUGACCGUCCGCUGAAAUGCUCAUGGAAGGGCUGCAAUAUGGCAUUCAAGUGGCCAUGGGCUAGGACAGAGCAUAUGAGGGUCCAUACAGGCGACAGGCCCUAUGUUUGCCACGAGCCAGGGUGUGAACAGACAUUCAGGUUUGUCUCAGAUUUCAGCCGUCACAAGCGCAGGACAGGUCAUUUAGCCAAGAUGGCGAAAACAAAGAGAUGAGCCGAAGCAAGCAGUAACUUACAGUAGUUGUGGAAGGAACCGGAGACAGGUUGUAUAUUCCAUUGGUACCCAGAGCCCAUGGUAGAUCGGUAGUCUGUGCUCACAAUUUCAUUAGUUGCUAGUUAGUUUAGCACUGAUCUCUUUUUAACGGAUUCCAUUGGGGCCGCGAUCAUCGUGUUCCCUUGUCACUAAUUUGGUUAUCAUUCACUAAUUAUCAUAGUUAGCCAUGUUCUCCUCUGCUGUUUGAUGUAAUGGCCCUUGCCAGAGUAGGUCAGUAGCACCUACAUUCAUGGUUAACCAGAAUAUAUUCUGAUCUGCCCCUGCCCUGCCUUA